Messenger RNA from Daktulosphaira vitifoliae (grape phylloxera), 1053 nucleotides. RefSeq names its product kallikrein-6-like. The coding region runs from base 136 to 1026 and encodes 296 amino acids. The record is from RefSeq and is a predicted model, not a curated record. Gene Ontology annotation, biological process: proteolysis. Gene Ontology annotation, molecular function: serine-type endopeptidase activity. NCBI's taxonomy places the organism in Eukaryota, Metazoa, Arthropoda, Insecta, Hemiptera, Phylloxeridae. The transcript has 4 exons.
AGUAUCAUGUUUUGUUUAGCUAAAAUGUCACAAAAAUAAUUUAUUAGACUUAAUUCGAGUGUAGCAUUGAUAAAAUGUUACACUUUUAGUUCGAUCAAUUAUCGAUAGUUAAUUGAAUUCGAUAUAUUUCUUUUAAUGAGUAUAUUAAUCACAUCAAUUUUAUGGUUUGGGUUGAUUGUCAUUUGUCAAAAUCAAUCGGUCAAACUUAACAGUAGAUUCCACAGGAUUGCAAAUGGAAUAUUUUUCAAUCCAAAUAGCUAUCCUUUCGUUGUUGGUCUGAAAAUUGUUUUAUCCGACAAAAAAGUUGAUUACUGUACUGGUACCUUAUUAUCACCAUUAUAUGUAUUAACAGCUGCUCAUUGUAUAUCAACUUUCAAAUCUGUAGAGGUAUUUCGGAGUGGUCCAAAAAUAAAUUUUGAAAAUAUUAGAACAGUGGUAGAAUUCACCAAACAUCCAAAUUACAAUGAAUUUUCAAUGAUAGCUGAUUUGUGUUUAAUGAAAAUGAACAGACCAUUUGAAAAUAUAAACAAUUAUGCUAAGUUAUCUCAAAAUUUUAAAGUAAUUCCUAACCGAAAAUCUUUAGAUUGUGUUAUAUUAGGAAUAGGUAAACAAACUGUUGGCUUCCCUAAAAAAGGAGCUCAGCUGGCUAUGGUAAAAGUUAACUAUGGACCAAAUGCUUGUCUACUUCCAUCCGAUAACACCAUUGUAUCAAAUGCCAUUAAGGAAUCGUGGAAAUUUUUCUUAUGUCCAGAACCCAAUAGUAGUAUGGCUUGUGUUGGUGAUAGUGGGGGAGCAUUGAUUUGCCAAGAUUUUCUUCUUGGAGUAACAAGUCAUGCUUAUUACUAUUUACCAGGUAUGUCUCAUCAAGAAAUGAACUGUGGUGAUUCGCGUGUUCAAACCAGAUAUGUGUUUGUAAAUAAAUAUCUAAAAUGGAUUCAAAAUAUUGCUCUGAAUGAAGCGCCAAAUUUAAAAUAUAAUUCAAUAAUUUUAAUUUUAUUUUUAAAAAUAAUAAGUUUCUUAAAAUAAUAAAACGCAUUUUAAUGUAAACAAUAA